Messenger RNA from Parnassius apollo (apollo), 251 nucleotides. The record is from the annotation of a GenBank genome assembly. NCBI's taxonomy places the organism in Eukaryota, Metazoa, Arthropoda, Insecta, Lepidoptera, Papilionidae.
AUGCUGAACAGACUUUGAACAUAGAAAAAUCUCCAGACACUAUUUUUAUAUCUAAUAAUGAUGAAGUUGGUGAAAUACAGCAAUAUGUUGAAGAGAAUUCUUGGCCCCUGAAUGAAGUACAUAAUCGAAGUGUAGAGCAGGUAAUAAAUAUGGAAAGUGUACAGACGAUAAGGUUCGUAGCCAGCCAGCAUGAGCCAGCAAAUGAAGCUUCUAAUCUAAGUAUGAUAUUUUGUACUAUUUUAAUAAACUAG